Molecule: messenger RNA, 2761 nt
Organism: Pocillopora damicornis (cauliflower coral)
Lineage: Eukaryota; Metazoa; Cnidaria; Anthozoa; Scleractinia; Pocilloporidae
Source: RefSeq, a predicted model, not a curated record
GAAGUUCUGCGAGCUAAACGUAAUGUAAUCGGGAUAGUUUCGAGACUGAGGCUCAAAGACUUCAUGACUUAGCCGUGGAUUAAGGAAGUUGGGUCAAAUAUGUCUGGUGAGGCGACUGAAACACGACUUCACUUCGAGGGAGUUCUCGACAAAGCUGGUAGAAGAUUCUUUGAGGGCUUUAGAAAGAGAUGGUUCACACUAGAUGGGCAGGAGUUGAAAUAUUACAAAGCUGCUGAGAAAACAGAAGAAAAUUACCUUGGAACCAUUGAUUUUGGCCAGGUCAAGGCAGUUAAUCCAGUAAAGAUAGUCCACAAUGGCUUUCAGAUUAUCACCAAGAGCAGGACGUACACAUUUUCCGCUCCAACACCUGAGUUGUUCAACGACUGGGUAAGUGUACUGAGGCAAGCAAUGCAGCUGAAAUCCUUUGAUAUGCGCAGGAACACUAUCAGCAGUCAAAGUUCCGUAGACUCACAGUAUGAAGAAGUCAAAAGCCGGCCUAAUAGAAGCUUCAGCGCUUUAAGCAGCGGUAGCAGUAACUUGAGUUUUGACGAAGAUGAUGCCACUGAUGCCUUGUACUCUAGUGUUGGAGUUCCCACUGAGGUCAAUCCAAGUCAGGGGGAAGACGCGUACAGCUUAGUUGGUGCAUCAACACUUCCCAAAGCUAAGAAAGAUUCAAGCGAUGGUGCAACGUAUGAGUUAGUUGGAUCGAGGCCACCGUCAAAGUCCGCUCCACCCACAUACGAAAUGGUCCAAGCCGCAGGGAGAUCGUCGCCUUCGAAAACCGUUACUGAAAGUGCUCAUCAAAAACAGACCGAAAAUACAGAAUUGCGCGGUUCUACGCCGGGAGAACAGGACGGUAGCGAGCUUUAUGACGUGGUUCGAGAUACGGGGGAUGUUGGACGAUCAGGCCCAAAGGUGACGGAUGACAAGCCUUCGAGUAAAGAGUGCAAAGAAGGAGAACAGAGUUCUAAUUCUGACGUAACUGACCUUUACAGCUUCCCGAAAAUUAACAGAAAACAAAAGCCAUCAUCAAUACGUGGUCUUUCCAUCAUUUCAGAAAGCCUAGAUUCUGGGGACGAGCUUGAUUCUCAGUCGCCCGUCGAUGAUGUACCCCCGCCACUGCCUCCCCUGACGGAUGAGUCGCUCGCCAUCGAAGAGAUAAAACGACUGUUGGAAGAAGCAAAGAUGGAAGAACGAGACAACGAAGCAGAUUAUGAGAAAACGAAUGGAAAAGAUUGCGAGGACGAAGUUUUCCCAGAGAAGAAACGUUCCGCCUUUGAGCAACUGCGGGAGUUUCUGCAGACGCUCGAUUCUACAGAGGAAGAGUGAAACAGUUUUUUAAAGGACUCAUGCUGCUAAAUUAUUUGAUAUUGUAGUACACUUGCCACUUAGUACAGUAGGGAUUUUCAGCAUCCUAUUUCGGCUCGAAAACAGGAACAAAAUUUUGUAGGUAUCAGAAUGUCUUUACAGUUUGUUCAAAGGAAUCCGAGGAAAAAACUCGGGGCAAGUUAAGGUAAAACUGUACGUAGAAUCUUAUUUGGAACUCUGCUGACUUUCGCCGGCUCGUCUCCAUUCACAGCAGCCCGCAAAAGCCAUGCUUUUCUAUUGAAUAAUUCGCUUUCUUCGCUUUUGGCGCAGGCAGCAUGUUUUCCCUUUUUGAUUGGUUCAUAGUGUUGGUUUGGUUACACAGAUUCUGUUGAGCUGAUUACUUAAUGAACUCUAUAGUCAAUCGACCCUUAAUCCUUAAGAGAGUUAUGUUGUAUAGUAGUACCGAAGUCGUCUCUAUGGAGCAGAAAAUUUUAUGAAGCUGAGAUCUCGGCAAAAUGCUCCACGGAGAAACAGAGUCUUUAAAAUAGGCCUCUCUGUGAAACAGAGAAGUAUAACUCACUUUAGUCUUAAUCUUACGCGAAGUAUGUUUGGAAGAUUUUUUUACAUCCAAUUUACGAUGUCGUCUCAAGUGUUGGGACAAUUUAAAGGUUUAUGGGCGAAACAAAGAAACAGGCGGCAAUGUGAAUGUUGUUAGAUAGCAGAUGAAAAAUGGAAAUAAUAUCUAGUGGGAUAAAUAACAUUGAACUCACGGUCUAGGCCCAAGUUCAUGUCAGAUAUGUUUGCUGUUUUGAUCGUUUCAUUGUCUGGCAGAGCUUAGACUUGCUAAGAGGUCUGUGACUGUUUUUGGAAGUUUUCAUUUUCAUCUAUAUAGAACAACAUUUUUAGCAAUCUAAACAAUUAAACAUAAAGUGUCUAAAGAAUGGAACCAGGAUAAUUACGAAAAACGCUAUGUGAUAUUGAAUUAUAUGAGCACCUUUUCACAUGUUUUUUACAUAAGUUAGAAAAAAAAAUGAAGUAAGUGCUGUUAUUUCAUGAGCAGCACUUGAGUCUGCUAAGGUAUAUAACAACUUUUUAUCGCCAGUUAGGGAUAACUGUAGAGUUCAUUGUAGGUAUUAAAAAUACUAAUAACAUAUUUUCAUAUUUAAUAAGGAGAUGUACUUUUGAUAUAUAUUUUUAACAACAUUUAAAGCAUGCGCGGAGAAAGGUUUGGCUCAUGUCGUAUUGUUUAAAUUAGAAUCACCUGCUUGGAAGGAAACUACUUUUUUCAAGAACAGGCUAGAGCUUUUUUUUUAUAUAUAAAAAAUGUAAUUUAUAAUUUAUACCCUAGUUUUGAUGGAUGUAACUUGAGUUUCAAGGCUUAUUCCUUGACCAAGGAUAGUGUUAUGUAACUAUUGGAAAUAGUUAGGAUUGUAAAUAAAUGAAAUCUCUGAUU